UCAGAAAUUGUAUUCCUCCUCUGUUUACUGAAUGGCAGCCGCUUCACUACCAGCAUGAGGACAGAGCGCAGAAUUUAGUGUUGGUUCAGACUGCGGAAGAUAUCAUGACCCGGUUCUUCAGAGGUCACGUUUGCUAAGUCGCCAGUUGCCGUUGGCGCAGCUAAAGCUAGCUCAGCCGUGUUGUUGUUUACUCGUCGCCUUUUCCACACAAGUGCCUGGAGGAAUGCAGAGAGUGAGUUAUUUAAAAAGUGGCUGGCAGCUGCUGAAAUCAACCAGUGAGAGAGCGGCAAAGCAAGCAAACACCCAGUUUUCGACCUCAAGAUAUUAUAGCCAUGCCACCAGCUCCUUUGGGCUCCUCUUUGACAUUGAUGGAGUACUGGUGAGAGGCAGGACUCCAAUCCCUGCAGCCAAGCAGUGCUUCAGAAACCUGGUGGACUGCAAUGGGAAAUACAAGGUCCCUGUGGUGUUUGUCACUAAUGCUGGGAACUGCAUGAGGCAGACCAAAGCUGAACAUCUGUCACAUCUGCUUGAGGUGGAGGUAUCUCCAGACCAAGUGAUGCUGUCCCAUAGUCCUUUGCGAAUGUUUACCCAGUUCCACAAAAUGUGUGUGCUGGUCUCAGGACAGGGUCCAGUAGAGGAAGUCGCUCAUAACCUGGGCUUUCAGGAUGUUGUUACUAUAGAUAUGCUCAGAGAGGCAUACCCAGUCCUAGAUGUUGUGGAUCACAACAGAAGACCCAAAGACAUUGUUCCGCCCACUAAAGGCUUACGGCCAAUAGAUGCUGUUAUCCUAUUUGGUGAGCCUAUCAGAUGGGAGACCAACCUCCAGCUUAUUGUUGACGUGCUCCUAACUGGUGGAAACCCAGGCAACACUUGGAGUUCGGUGCGUUAUCCUCACAUCCCCGUCCUGGCCUGUAACAUGGACCUGCUGUGGAUGGCAGAGGCAAAGAAUCCUAGGUUUGGUCAUGGCAUGUUCCUGGUGUGCUUGGAGUCUCUGUACAAGAAGUUGACAGGGUAUGAGCUCAAGUAUGAGGCUCUGAUUGGGAAACCCAGUGUGGUGACUUAUAACUACGCUGAGCUGCUGAUUAGACAGCAGGCUGAGAGACUUGGCUGGACCACACCUGUGAAGAGGGUGUAUGCUAUCGGCGAUAACCCCAUGGCUGACAUAUAUGGUGCGAACCUCUACAACCGCUACCUCCAGUCUUCUCGUCAUACCAGGGCACAGAUGCAGGCACAGAGUGGUGGUGGAGGUAUCGAUCCCACGGCUGUUGAUGACAACCCUAAAAUGACAUUGGCAGAACUAGGCGGAGCUUCACGUGUGGCAGAAAAGAAUCUGCCCGAGGGAUGCUGCUCAAUCCUGGUGUGCACAGGAGUGUACAGCAAAGACCAGCAGGAGCUGCCCUCAGACCCAACACAAACAGUCACAGAGCAACGCAUCUUCCAUGGUCACAGGGACUUCCGCUUUGAUCCCAGCCUCACUCAACCAUCCUUUGUAGUGCAGGAUGUAAAGGAGGCAGUGGAGCUGGUAUUCAAGCAGGAAGGCUGGCCUCUGCAGUAGGAAUCUCAAGUUCUGUCUCCAUCUCAUAGUGUAAUCCUUAAUUGUUAGCAACAGGUUAUCAAACCAUGCCCUUGGUUAUCACAGGGGAGAAGUAGCUGUUACUGUGUUAUAACAUGCCAGAGUUAGCUGUGAAAAGCAGUAAUAUGCAGUUUUAACACUAAAUACAUAAAAGUUGCAUUUUAUAUCAGUCAUACACAGUAGUGUGUCAGACUUUUGAUGAUUUUUUUUUUUAAAUAAAGUUUGGUAAACUUUCAAUUAGACAUCACUGUUUCUGAGUCAAAAAUUCAAAUGGAGCAUCUGUCCUGUCCCCAUUUUAUAAAUAUAAAAAACUAAUUUAAAAUGCAGAUUGCUGAGUCCAUGCAUGCAGUUGUUGAAUUACACAUUUUAGUCAUUUUAAGUAUUGAUAAAGCUCAUGGAUGGAUUUCAGUUGUUGCUCCUUCUUCAUAGUUACCUUUUCUGCAUGUGUAGACUGAUUCAGAAAGACACAGUUAUCACUGCAUGACAGUACCAUGUAAGACAUUUGCACAGGUUAUAAAAAAAACUGUGGGUCCUAACUUGUUUUCACUGCUGUCAUAUUUAACCUAAGUUUAAGAUAUAAAUCUAUAAGCAAUACUUAAAUUGCCAGGUUUGAAGUUUUGACUUCAAUCAGCAGAAUGUUAAAUUUUAUUUUGAAAAACAAUCUUAUUUUGUGAAGUCAGAAUUUAACAGUAGGGGUUUACACAGAAAUUAAA
Archocentrus centrarchus (flier cichlid) is the source of this 2286-nucleotide messenger RNA. RefSeq names its product haloacid dehalogenase like hydrolase domain containing 5 (gene hdhd5). The coding region runs from base 224 to 1555 and encodes 443 amino acids. Gene Ontology annotation, cellular component: mitochondrion. The transcript is spliced from 8 exons. Gene Ontology annotation, biological process: glycerophospholipid biosynthetic process. NCBI's taxonomy places the organism in Eukaryota, Metazoa, Chordata, Actinopteri, Cichliformes, Cichlidae. The record is from RefSeq and is a predicted model, not a curated record.